Messenger RNA from Peniophora sp. CBMAI 1063, 1746 nucleotides. NCBI's taxonomy places the organism in Eukaryota, Fungi, Basidiomycota, Agaricomycetes, Russulales, Peniophoraceae. The record is from the annotation of a GenBank genome assembly.
AUGCCGUUCGGUGUGGGCACCGCUCUUUUCACCGCCGCUACUUGGCCGCUCAGCUUUGCGAUGGACAAGCUAGCAUUGACACAGCGCCAGCAGCGACAGGGCAAGGAUGAAGUUGUGAGCGCCGCGGCGCCCCCGCAGAUCACCGCCGCGGACAAUGAAUCGCAGGUUGAUGCCACGCCACACGCCGACGAGAGGCUGUUCGCCGCUCUCCUCACCCACUUCGAAAAGCCGGGCAUGUCACCGCCAUCAGCGCGCAUCCGUGCGGUAGUUCUUGCCGAACAACGACAGGCUGAAGGCUCGCGGCUAAGCUCAAGAGCUCUGCGGCUCGGUGUCGCACUCGCUUCAAAAGCGACGGAACUUGCGCUCGAUACGGUCACGCACCAUCUCUGGGGUCCACGACGGCAGUCCUGGGGACUACCAAUGACACUGCUGAGCACCAUCAUGCGCGGCGCAAACCAGCACUCAAACUUGGUCGACAUCGCCACGAUCAGGCUACUCCUCAGCCUCGGAAACCUCGCACCACUACCCCAUGCUGCGCAUAUCUCGCCUUUCACCUUCCGCGUACGCAAGCGCGGCUUGGCCGGCAUUCUCACGGAACAUGACGCAGCUGAGGAUGGUUCACGCGAACUGGCGGGAGAGUGGGUUGAUGCGCGCGAGGACGGUGUGGAAGAUGAGGGGCGCGUUAUUCUGUACCUGCACGGCGGCGCCUACUACUUGUUCAGCCCUGCGACGCAUAGGCGCAUCACUGUACCAUUGUCACGCACGACUGGUGCACGAGUAUUCUCUGUUGACUACCGCCUCGCUCCGGAGACGCGCUUCCCCGGCCCACUACACGACGCCGUCAGCGCCUACCUCCGACUCAUCACCGAUCUCUCCGUCCCGCCGUCUCGGAUCCUCGUCGCAGGCGACAGCGCAGGAGGCGGUCUGGCUCUUGCCCUUCUCCUGUACCUCCGAGACACCCAACACCCCUUACCAGCCGGCGCGAUCCUCAUGUCACCCUGGGUCGACCUCACGCUUUCGUGUGAUAGCUGGGAACACAACGCACCGUUCGAUAUCGUGCCGCGACCUGUACCCGGCGACAUCAUGGACCCUAUCGCAUGUUACCUGGGCGAGGAGCACGCACCGGGCGCACUUCUCACGCAUCCCUAUGCGAGCCCCCUGUUCGGCGCAUUCGAGGGGUUACCGCCACUCCUGAUUCAGAGCGGCGAGGCGGAAGUGCUACGCGACGAGUGUGCAUUGCUAGCCCACAAAGCUCGUGCAGCGGGCGUCAAGGUCAAACUGGAGGUGUAUGAUGACCAAGUUCACGUCUUCCAGGCGUUCUCCUUCCUGCCGGCCGCGGAGCGCGCGUUAGCCGCAUCAGGCCGCUGGGCACGCUCAAUUAUCCCCUCAUCAUUACCAAAGCCGGUGCACCAUACCACCGCUCUGCUCAGCCGAGAGGAUAGCAACGAGAGCGACUGCACACUUGUGGGGAGCGAGAGCGACGACAUGCUCGUACCGCCUCUAUCACCCAAAUCUGGCAAGCGUCGCCCACGGGUCUGCCGAAAGAUGUCCGAGGGUCCACCGCACGCGCGCUCUGCUAGCCACAGUAUACCAUCCCGCAGGGGAAAGAGCUAUACGGACGUUGCGGCACUAUGGGCUCUCACUGCGACAGGGAACGCGCCGGGCGCGGGUCAUCCAACCGGCGGGCGCCGGCGGACAAUCUCUUCGCCUCAUGCGCUCAUGGCACCGUAUGCUAUACUAUCAUGA